Priapulus caudatus is the source of this 595-nucleotide messenger RNA. RefSeq names its product beta-lactamase domain-containing protein 2-like. The coding region runs from base 59 to 595 and encodes 178 amino acids. The transcript has 5 exons. Lineage: Eukaryota; Metazoa; Priapulida; Priapulimorpha; Priapulimorphida; Priapulidae. The record is from RefSeq and is a predicted model, not a curated record.
UGAAUAUUGCUCAAGGCGAAUUUCCCAAAUCUUUUUGGGGCGAGAGACUUAGAGAGACAUGAAGAACUUCGACAAGGGCAUAGAGGAGUAUGGAGCCGCCUUCACCGUCUACCACAAGGGCAAGCAGGUGGUGAACCUGUGGGGAGGAUGGGCCGACAAGCGAGCCUGCGUGAGGUGGCAGAAAGACACGAUGGCCGUCUCCUUCUCCGCAACGAAAGGCUGUGCUGCCCUCUGCGUCGCCAUCCUCGUCGACCAGGGCUACCUCUGCUACGACGACCAGGUCACCAAGUACUGGCCGGAGUUUGAGAAGCACGGCAAAGACGACGUCACCGUCAAACAGCUGCUGUCUCACCAGGCGGGCCUCGCGCAGGUCGACCAGCCGCUGACGCUUGAGAUCAUGAAGGACCGCGACGCGAUCAGCUCGGUGCUGGAGGACCAGUCUCCGCUGUGGCUCCCCGGCACGGCGCACGGCUACCACAUCCUCACACACGGAAUGCUCAUCGACCAGCUGCUCCGACGCGUCGACCCGAAGAAACGCACCGUCGGCCAGUUCUUCAAGGACGAAGUCGCCGAGAAGUUCGUGACGGUGGGGUAA